This is a messenger RNA of Lineus longissimus, 9347 nucleotides long. Its product is annotated as cubilin-like. The record is from RefSeq and is a predicted model, not a curated record. NCBI's taxonomy places the organism in Eukaryota, Metazoa, Nemertea, Pilidiophora, Heteronemertea, Lineidae. The transcript has 43 exons. Bases 133 to 8052 code for a protein of 2639 amino acids.
GAGAAGACUGCUAACUGCCGAUAUGACUAUGUUGGCGUCUACGAUAACUCGUCCUACACAGAUACUGGCGGAUUGCUCGGGAGGUACUGUGGAUCCAGUCUCCCCCCGGCGAGUACUUCCAUCGAGAACACAAUGACGAUUACGUUCCAGACCGAUGGCAGUGUCGCUCACGAAGGAUUCAUGGCAACAUACAUCUCUCUCAAUUCAAGCCACUUGUGUGGUGGCCAGCUCAUGACACAGACAGGUGAAAUUACCAGCCCUAACUUCCCUGAUAAUUACCCUCAUCUGCGCGAGUGUAUCUGGACGAUUGUGAUACCUGAGGGCCACCAGAUCAUGCUGAAUGUGACAGACUUCCAAAUGGAGGAGCAUUCUCUUUGUAAAUAUGACUUCUUAGAAAUAAGAAAUGGUGGCUAUCCAUCGUCACCCUUGAUGGGCCAGUUCUGUGGCACCAGCAUCCCCCAAACCUUCGUCUCCCAGAGCAACAGGAUGUUCCUCAAGUUUAAAACGGACAGCUCGGAUUCUGGCAAAGGGUUCAAGAUUUUCUAUGAUGGAAGAGCUUCAGGUUGUGGAGCAGACCUCACCUCCUCAAGUGGUUCGUUCAUUUCUCCCAACUUCCCCCUGCCGUAUGGCCACCAAGCAGAGUGUUUCUGGACGAUAACAGUCUCAGAAGGCAGCACUGUCAUGCUGUUAUUUGCCGAGUUUGACUUGGAACAUGGCACUGAAUGCAGAUAUGACUAUCUUGAGAUUCGUGACCGCGAUCGUAAUGGCCAAGUUCUGGCCAAGCUCUGUAGCAGUGUCAUUCCACAGCCGGUCAAUUCAAAAACAAACCGUAUCUGGGUCAAGUUCAAGACGGAUUAUUCGAGUCAUGGACGAGGCUUCCAUGCUGUGUACCACUCAAAUUGCGAAGUGACCUUGACCAGUGUGUCGGGCGUUAUCGAGAGUCCAAACUUCCCAGAGGUCUACCCGGGAAAACGGAGUUGUGCUUGGAAGCUCCAGUCAACGAUAGGGAACACGCUCAAUGUGUCAUUCUCACAUUUUGAUCUGGAGGAGACGUCGCAAUGUACAAGUGAUUAUUUACAAGUGUUUGACGGAACUGACACAAGAGCAAACUCUCUUGGAAAGUUUUGUGGCAACCAGCUGCCUCCCAACAUGGCCUCAACCAACCGCUACUUCCUAAUCAAGUUCAUAUCGGACUACUCGCUUGCUGGGACGGGCUUCCGACUGGAAUGGCUGACAGAUGGAUGUGGUGCUAAUUUGAGAGGUAGGACGGGGACGUUCCAGACACCAAACUACCCCAACCCUUACCCUGUUUACAAGGAAUGCAUCUGGACCAUUGAGGUUGAUCCUGGGCAACGUGUUGAGUUGACAUUUGAAGACUUGGACAUAGCAACCACUGCAGACUGCCAAUCAGGCAGUGUCGAGGUGUUUGGUGGACCUGACCAGUUGGCACCAAGCUUGACGAAGCUGUGUCACACAACGACGAAAGCACAGAAGGUAACAAGUACAGGGAAUAACAUUUUUGUACGAUUCUUUGUCCAGUCAGGGAACAACGGCCGUGGAUUUAAGGCCAGCUACAAAGGAAUCGUUGGUGGUUGUGGCGGUAAUUUCACCACCAUAAGUGGUACCCUGCUAUCGCCCAACUACCCCGGCGAUUACCCACACAAUACAGAUUGCUCUUGGAUGAUCACCGUCAAAGAAAACGCAAACAUUGAGAUGGUCGUUGAAGAUUUUGCUAUGGAAGUGACAUCUUCAGGAUCGGAACAAUGCAAAUAUGACUUUGUGGCUUUUUACGAUGGACCGGAUCAAAACUCACGCCUUGUCCAGAAGUUGUGUGGCACGAACAUCUCUGAAAACUCCAGUGUGAUCACCCACGGCAACCAAUUGUAUAUCAGAAUGAGGUCUGAUAGCUCAGUGACGGACAAGGGAUUCAAAGCUGUGUACACGACAGGAUGUGGAGGGAUGCGGGAUGCAAGUACGGACGGUGCCAUCACCUCCCCUAACUAUCCUGAGGCAUACACACAGAAUAAGAACUGCACAUGGGUCAUACAGUCACCAAGAUCUGGUGACCGAGUGACCUUGACCUUUACCUAUAUGGACAUUAAGCAGUCGGAGGACUGUACGUCAGAUCACGUUGAGGUUCACGAGGGCGAUGACGAAUAUUCGCCUCUGAUUGGUUCAUACUGUGGUCAACGGGUUCCACCCUCUUUCACCAGUCGUGGUUCGGCACUCACUGUGGCAUUCUUCUCUGUUGAUAAGGUUAGCCAUGUGACACAUGGUCAUGGAUUCCGGGCAGUUUACACAUCAGCAGCCGGCGCUUGUGGGGGUGAUCUGACAUCACAACAUGGUGCCUUUGUCAGCCCAGAAUACGGCGUCAGCUACCCUCUUAAUCGGGAAUGUAUCUGGACAAUCGGAGGUCCCCCUGGUAGUAGGGUACAGAUAUCGGCAAGAGACUUUAAUAUCCCAUCCACGGCUGAUUGUGACGAUGAUUUCUUGGACGUCCGUGAUGGCGGUGAUUCAAGCAGAAAAAGAUGGCGGUUCUGUGGCACCGAUAUCCCGGCGAAUAUGAGUUUUACGAGUAACAAGUUGUGGGUGAGGUUUCGAUCGUCCGGAUCUGUCCCGUCAGGGCAGACACACACAGGAUUCUAUUUCUACUACAGUCUCGUGUAUGGUGGCGAGGUAACUGGCGAAUCGGGAAAAAUAGCAUCUCCAAACUACCCUAAACUGUACCCAAACAAGUUAGAUGUCGAAUGGACCAUUACUGUUGCAGUUGGGAAACGCAUUCGGAUUGUCUUGGAAAACAUCGACCUGGAAAGUAAUACUCGGUGUUUCUUUGAUUAUUUAACGUUCAGAGACGGUGGCACCAGCGAAGCCCCCACUAUCAACAGCUUCUGUGGAGCUGAGGUGCAGCCGCCCUUUCUUUCGACAGGGAAUCAACUUAAUAUCAAGUUCCAUUCGGAUUGGAAUCGAGAAGGCCAUGGCUUCCUGUUCCGCUGGGAAGCAACCGAUGAGGGGACUGUACGGACAACGGGUAGCCCUGGAAAUCCGAGUAGCAUGAAUGUCACCUGUGGUGAGACGCUGUUGGCCAGCGCUCGUGUCCAGAACCUCAGCUCACCCGGUUACCCUAGUAACUACGCAAACAGUAUAAACUGUGUCUGGAAGAUCGAGGCAGACGAGGGUAGUAAAGUUUGGGUGAAUGUCACUCAAGUUGGUAUUGAGGGGCGUACACCAUCAUGCUUCUAUGACAAACUUGAGUUCUAUGAUGGUGAUGGCUUGGAGAGUCCCAAGCUCACCUCACUGUGUGGCCGUAAAAUCAGCGGUGAUGCAGUCAUAUCAACCUCUACGGUCAUGACGGUCCGUUUCUACACCGAUGUCGGCCUGAAUGAUAUCGGCUUCAUGGCAGACGUCCGGACAACAUGUGGCGGAUUAAUGACAUCUCCUGUCGGAGUAAUUAAAUCACUGGACUUUCCGAGCCCAUAUGGAAAGAAUCAGAACUGCACAUGGACGAUCCAGGUCACAAAUGGACGCAAGUUGGCGCUGUCGUUUUCGAAUUUUAAUAUCCGUAGUACAACUGGUUGUAGUGAGGACUAUUUGCAGCUUACAGAUGGUGCAUUCACAGACUCGCCGUAUCUAGGAAACGCCACCAAUGGACGAUACUGCGGCAGUACAACACCAAGUCUUCCUGAGAAAUCCAGAAGCAACAGCCUCAUCCUUAAUUUCAUUACAUCGCCAACAUCCCCUGGUGGCCCAGGAUUUAGUCUAACAUAUCGCGAGGUCCUGAUCACGUGUGGUGGCCGCCUUACACUAACCAACGACGUUCAGUCAGGGACAUUCAUGUCGCACGGUUAUCCCAUGGCUUAUCCGGCAAAUAUUGAUUGUAUUUGGAUCAUUACGGCGCCAUCUAGCGAUGGUGUCCAGGUUGAUUUUGAUCAGGAUUUUGAUAUUGAGAAACACAGAGACUGUAAAUUCGACGGCAUCGAGAUCAGGGAUGGCGGAACUGAAAACGCUCCUGUGCUUGGUCGAUAUUGUGGCAGCGAAUCUCCGGGAACUAUAAAGUCAUCUGGGAACGUUCUGUACAUUCGGUUCACAACAGAUGACAGUAUACCGAGGAAAGGAUUCAAGGCAGUUUAUAAGAUUGCAACCUGUGGUGGCACAAUCCGUGGAAAAGACGGUUUCAUCAGCAGUCCCAACUUCCCCCAUACAUAUCCUAGCAACAUGGAGUGCGAGUGGCACAUCUCUGGACUGACCGGCCAUUAUUUGACCUUGACCUUUACCAACUUUGAAAUCGACAGCAGCGACAACUGUACGAAGGAUUUUGUUGAAGUUCGUGAAUACAAUGCUACUGGCCGACUCUUUGGAAAGUAUUGUGGCAUGACCGUCCCAACCUUAGGGGACACUUCAGACAGCUAUGCAUACAUUAAGUUUAAAUCGGACAACACGGUCGGCAAAAAUGGUUUCAAGCUCAAGUUUGAGUCUGGCAUUUCAGAAUGUGGAGGAGAGCUUGUAACACCGUCAGGUGUCAUCGCUACCCCCAACUAUCCUGGCCUCUACCCACAUAUGAGAGUAUGUACGUGGAACAUCAAGGUGCAACAAGGUCGGCGAGUAACCUUGACCUUUGAUGACUUCAAAUUGGAAGAGGGUGGUAACUGUUAUUUUGAUCAUGUCAGGGUCAACAAUGGAAUCAUAGCAGAGGCACCAACCAUCGCCAAACUCUGCGGAAGCGAAACUCCGGAUGUGAUAGAGUCGUCGGCAAAUGCCAUGGCGGUCAUCUUCAAGACGGAUGGCUCUGUGUCUAAUGGUGGAUUCAGGGCCACUUACAAGUCAGAUAACCCAGCGCGGUGUGGAGGGGAGGUGAGCGGCCAGUACGGUAGCAUAAUAACAUCGCCGAACUACGACCUUGGCUAUUAUAACCACAGUGAGCUGUGCAUCUGGACAAUAACCAAUCAGAAUCAAGCUAACUCCUCCAUCAGUUUGCAGUUUAUGGACUUUGAGAUGGAGAGUCAUUGGGCGUGUGCUUUUGAUUACUUGAAAAUUGUGGAAACAACCAAUCAAGAAGACCGCCUCGUUGACCGCCUGUGUGGGAAUAGGACUCAGCUGCCAUUAGUGUCUCCGAGCCCGAAACUCACUCUGAUAUUCAGAACUGAUUCGAGUCUCUCUAUGGUUGGAUUCAAACUCGCUUGGAGGAUUCAAAGAUGUGGAGGCCUCCGCACUACAGACUUGGGAAGCAUUACCAGUCCUAAUUACCCAAGGGCAUACGACGAUAACGAUUUCUGUGCGUGGGAGAUAUUGGCCCCUGAAGGAUAUCAGAUCAAAAUAAGCUUCCAAGACAUGGAAAUUGAAGGGCAUAGCAAAUGCGCCGCAGACUUUUUGAAAAUCUUAAAUGGUGGAUCUGCAACAUCGCCCUCUAUUGGCAAGUUCUGUGGCAGUGACACGCCAAAGGAUUUCACAUCUCAAAGUAACCAGCUGCGUUUGGAGUUCCAUACUGACUACAGUCGAACUGCUAAAGGAUUCAAGUUACAGUACAGUUUUGUCUCGGGAGGUUGUGGUGGAGUGCUGCAUUCUCUAAAUGGAUCCCUUGUAAAACCAUCGGGAAGUGGCCUGACGCCUCAGACAGAAUGUAUCUGGGACAUCACGGUGCCUUAUGGGUUCCAUGUUAAACUCCAGUUCACCACUAUGAAAUUUGAUUGCUCCAAGAAGGAGGAAUUUGUCAUGGUACAAGACAUCGGCAAGAGAGGCCGCACCAUAUCAGACAAGACAUUCUGCGUUCGAGACGGCGAUGUCCUUCCCGAUGAAUACGCCAGCAAGACGAACAAGUUGCGUGUUCGUUACAGAACGCCAAACAUCCAAUCACGAAAUACUUUUGCUUUGAAUUGGAGUGUGGGUUGCGGUUACUUGCUGACUGAAGCACAGGGAAUAGUCAUGUCUCCGAUGCAUCCCCGUAGCUACCCUGGUGGACUCGAUUGUAACUACACUAUAAGCGUUGAUCCACAGAAGUUUAUUUUACUUGAGUUUGAUGACGACCAAUUUGGUAUCGAACGAGCGCAGAUUGCCACAAACAACUCUGAGACGAUGAUUGAUAACAUUGCCUGCAAAUUUGAUUACGUUGCCAUUUACGAUGGCUUCAAUGAAACAGAUGCAAAGCUUAUCGGGAAAUUCUGUGGCAACAAGGCACCACAGCCGAUGAGUACGCGGGCUAAUAUGAUUGUCCGGUUCAAGUCAGAUGCCACGGUUGGAGAUGUUGGUUUCUUGGCUAAUUAUCGGGCGUCAAAAUGUGGCGGUGUUUACUCUGCCGGCUAUGGGCAGAUCCAGACACCUCAGCAUCCCGUUCAAUACCACAAGUCGGCCAACUGCUCCUGGUUGAUCACCGUCCAAGAGAACAGAGCCGUCGAACUCAAAUUCAAUGUGUUCGACAUUGAACUUCAUAGCGCCUGUUCUUUCGAUUACGUCGAAGUCUUUGACGGCAACACGACAGCUGCGCCCUCUCUAGGGCGUUUCUGUGGUAAAGUGGCACCUGCCUCCUUACGGACUACUGGAAAUGAGAUGCUUGUUAUUUUCAAGUCGGAUCACUCUGUACAACUUGGUGGGUUCACAGCAGCCUUCAAGACAACCUUCGGCACCAAGCAGGGCUGUGGAGGCACCCUUAAUGGCGCCACUGGCCGCAUCUCAUCCAUCGACAUCGACUACGAUGGUCGCUAUGAGACUGAUCAGGACUGUAUCUGGCAGAUUAUGGCAGAUACUGGAAAAGUGAUCAAGUUAUCGUUCAGCGUAUUUGACACUGAAGGCCCUAUGGCAGAUAUCUGUCGGUAUGACUUUGUGGAGAUCAGGGAUGGCUAUACAUUUGAGAGUCCGCUAGCUGGUCGUUUCUGUGGUGAUCAAGUGCCCCAACCUUUUACCGCAUCGUCUAAUCGGCUCUACCUCAGAUUCAAGUCGGACAGCUCUGAUAACAGACGAGGGUUCAAUGCAUCCUGGGUACAAGAGGACGCACGCUGCGGUGGAUUCUUCAACUUAACCAAAGCUGGGCCUUUCAAGAUCUCGUCACCUAACUACCCCCAACCCUACCCGCAUGGCUUAAGAUGUCGAUGGAUUGUGGAGGCUCCAAUCGGGAAACACAUCAUGGUCAACAUGACCGACUUCAAUAUCAAGUGUGGUUAUUCUCAGACACUAGAAGUGAGGGAUAUGCCUUUGGGUAUCAAUGGCAAGAACAUCUAUUUCUGCCGGCCAGAGACGCCCCGCGUGUUCUAUUCCUUGAACAAUUCGAUCGAGAUUGAUCUGUCGACCGAUCAGACAUCUUCUGGGAAAGGUUUUAAUCUGACCUAUGAAAUAACAACAUGUAAUCGAACAUACUUCGGUAACAAUGGUCACAUCUACAGCCCUGGUUGGCCUGGUAAUUAUGAUCGCAAUGCCAAUUGUACGAUGUUCAUCCAAGCUCCCCCUGGCCAUAAAAUUUCUGUUUUCUUCAAUACGUUUGCUGUGGAAAUGCACUCGAAAUGCAAAUAUGAUUACUUGGCGUUUGAGAAUCCAGCUAUCAAUGACAAUACAACCUUACUUCGGCAAUAUUGUGGCUUCCUUCUGCCUGAUCCGUUGUUUACGGAUUUGAAUCACCUUCGUCUCCAGUUCCGGUCAGAUCCUUCCCUUUCGGGCUCUGGCUUCGAUAUCAACUACAUCACAUCUCCUACAGCAGGUUGUGGUGGCAAUCUGACGUCCUCCAACGGAAGUUUCACCAGCCCUGGUUACCCGGGUAACGACACUGAUGCCAGCGACUGCGUAUGGUUGCUUCAUGCUCCUGUCAACACAAGAGAUAGUGGGCACCUCGAGUUGACAUUCCUGGAUUUCAACAUGGGUGGCUCCCAGGGAACAUGUGGUAAUAAUUACAUCGAGGUCAGGACUGGUUUAUCGGUAGCUGCGCCUAUAUUUGGCAAAUAUUGUGGAGUGGAGAAACCGUCCAAACUAAUCCUUGAAGACGAUGGGUACAUCCGAUACAAGUCUGAUGGGAAAACGCAAGGAACUGGGUUCAGACUCGCUUUCAACUACGUGAAGGGGCGAUCCAGUCCCUGAAGAAUGCAGAAGUCAGAAACUAGACUGUAGCGAAUAACACAAUAUGGUAUUUUCUGAGUCAUUUUCAUUAGCAUGCUGGUGAUCGUCAUCUGCCUCGAGAAUUCCAUUGUAAUGCUUGUUUGUUUUGAAGUGGUUUAGAACGUAAAUAGUGAGGUUUCUAUCAUGCUGGUUGUAGUGGUGCUAACUGAUUCCAGGUGGUCUUUAAACAAGGAAGAAGCAGUGUCUUGUUACGGAAUACAGGAAACAGAAUGAGCACCUGGUCACAAUCUGUUCUCUGGAGAUAUCAUAGCCAGUUACAAACUCAUAUCUACUUAGCCGGAGAGAAAUCUUACUGUUGCUCAUACCUGAUGUAUAUAUGAUAUAAUUAGCAAAGUGAUGAUUACUUUCUAAUUAGUUCAGUUUUGAAAUGGGGUUUUCCUACUUUCUUCAGUAGUCAUAUGUAACGGGCAAUCUUUUAGUUGUCUAGCAAAACUUUGGCACUAAUUAGUUUUGGUGACCUUGCACUUCAUCUGUUGUACAUAUUCAAUGUCCUCCUAGGUUAGGUACCGAAAUAUAUCAGUCUUGGUGAGUGGAAUCCAGUUUACUAAAUUGGAACUUGUAGACAAAAAUAGUUUAGAUGCGCAUCUAUUUUUGGUAGAAACAAUAUAUUUUGUAUACAAUAGAAAUUAUUUUCUCUAGAUUUUAUAAAACAUUCUAUUUUUGUAUCUACCCGGUAUGAUAAAUUUAGAAAAUGACCAAUUAAAGGAUAAGUCCUGUGAAUAUUUUAUAUAAGAAUACUGUAAAUCCAUCUCUUGCUGUAAAUGGUCUUUGAAUCAUACGACUUGUAUUUAACAUUUACUGCUUGUGAAUGGUAUCAUACUGUAAACUUGUUCAGGAGCCAUCCCAACUUAAAUGUCGGGCAUUUACUACUUGUGAAUGGUAUCUUACUGUAAACUCGUUCAGGAGCCAUCCCAACUUAAAUGUCAGACAUUUACUACUUGUGAAUGGUAUCUUACUGUAAACUCGUUCAGGAGCCAUCCCAACUUAAAUGUCAGACAUUAAAUACUACUUGUGAAUGGUAUCUUACUGUAAACUCAGUCCGUAGCCAUACCAACUCAAAUGUACCAAGUGGACAGUCUUGAUGGCUCCACUCUGACUUUACAGUACUAUUUAAUGUUGCCCAAACUUCCUUAGUGACACCAAGCCAAUUCCAAGAUGACAUUGUUGGCAAGCUUUUUCUAUGUUUGGGAUUAAUCCUUCAUAUCAUAAGUACAUGUAUCAGGUUUUUGAGAAUAAAGGGAAGUCAAUCAUAGUAA